AUGUUUUCCGUCUUUGUUUUGACGCUUCUGGCUCGUGCCAUUGUCGCCCAGGGUUUCCCCGAGACUUGCCCACCAGUGGCACCGUAUAAUCCAAAUGCCACUCUUGGCGUGUGCCCAACAGAUUUCACAAUCAUUGGACCUGAACUUGAGGCUGUUCAUGAAAGUGAAAGUGCGCCAACGGGUUUUGCUGUUGAUGACAGCCUGGGCAUCUACCUGACAUACCCACGCAACGCUGGAGCAACGCCCAUCAAUGUCGCCAAGGCCACGGGUUUUACGUCUGAAGAACCAUGGCCCAAUGCUGCCAUUCAGAAUUGCACCGCUGAUCAAGACCUCGCGGAAUGCUUUAUAAAUGUGCAAAAUGUGGUAUUUGAUGCAGUCGGCCAGCUCUGGGUCGUGGACUCGGGGAUCAUACCCGGCGCCAAGACGGCAUCGUCCCGUGGCGCCAAGAUCAUUUCGUUCAAUCAGACGACGGGAGAGACUAUACGGACCUACAUCAUCCCGGAUGAGUUCUUCUACGAUUACAUGAACGCCAAUGACGUGCGCAUCAACAACACCUUGGGUUUGGGCGGAUACGCCUUUAUUACGGACGAGUCGGCUUCGGGCUCGGUCCUCGCCAUCAAUCUCGAUGACGGCAGCGUCACCAGGCGGCUCCACAACACCACCGUGGUCAAGGCCGAUCCCACGUACGUGGGCUCGUACAAUGGCGAGCCCAUUUACAUCUGGAACGGCACGAUCAAGUCGUACGCCACGACGGGCGCCGACGGCAUCGCCCUGGCGUCGGGGAACGUGUACUGGGGCGUUCUGGCGUCGCGACGCUUCUACUACAUCUCCCAGGAGACCCUGAUCGACACCUCGCUGUCCGACGAGGACAUGCUCGCCGCGGUCCGGGACCCGGGCCAGCUGGGCUCGGAGCAGGCGGGCUUCACGGCCGACGACCGCGGCCGCGUGUACAUGCUGGCCAGCGAGCAAAACGCCAUUUACUAUGUCGACACGCAGCAGGCAGAGACCACCGAGGAGGUCAAUGGGACGCCGGCCGGCGGCACGGGCCCCGUCGCUUCUGAAAACUACCUUGUCAAGACCUUGGUGCGCAGCGGCCUCAUCCAGCAUGCCGAUUCCGCGGCCAUUCUGGAUGGUUGGCUGUACUUUUGCACAAACCAGCUCGAGUUGAGUCCCGGGAGGCAGUACAAGAAUAUCGACGCGCGCAAAGGGCCUUUUCGGAGUUACCGUACGUGGAUUGGUAGAGGCCCUGCUGUGUGA
Molecule: messenger RNA, 1257 nt
Organism: Pestalotiopsis fici W106-1
Lineage: Eukaryota; Fungi; Ascomycota; Sordariomycetes; Amphisphaeriales; Sporocadaceae
Exons: 1
Coding region: 1-1257 (418 amino acids)
Source: RefSeq, a predicted model, not a curated record